Molecule: messenger RNA, 711 nt
Organism: Aphanomyces invadans
Lineage: Eukaryota; Oomycota; Saprolegniomycetes; Saprolegniales; Verrucalvaceae
Exons: 1
Coding region: 25-648 (207 amino acids)
Source: RefSeq, a predicted model, not a curated record
GUCCGGCACGCGACUUCCACGCUAAUGCGAUUCCUGCAUGGUGCAGUCGUGGUGGCGCUGUCCAUGGCUGGUAUCGCCAUGGACUGUCCCAGUUGCUUGUACCAGUCGGUCUCGUGUGGCAAUCCAGCCUCCACCCAGCCAGUGUGCGACGACGUCGGGCUCAUUCAGUCCGACGACGUCCUUUGCGACGGCAUUGACUGUGUUUGCUCGGACGGAUUUGUGUGCGCGUCGUUGCGUCUAGGGUGCCCAGGGGUUGUGCAUGGGGGAAGUCGAGCGCGAUGCCUGUCGCUAACUGGGCUGCAAUCACGGUACGAAGCUUACCGCGCCAUCGUCAUGCCACCUGGCCCAGACACCUAUCCCGCAACUAACCUUUCGUGGGUUCACUUCCACGACGACAACGACGACUGUGCGCUAUCAGACGACUGCACCGCCAUGCGCCAAUUGCACGCAUGCAGCGCGGUGCUGUGUGGCAGCGCAGUCAUUGCAUGGAUGGAAUUGCAUGGCGAUGAGCACGAGUAUCGGGUGGUGGUCGAAGGCACGCUGGCCGACCGAUCGGCUGGAAUCUUUGCCGUGGCGGCACGAUGGAAUCCAAACAUGAGACGACUGAGCUGCGAUAGCAUCACGGCAACCCCCAUCGGCAAGCGGUAACCACUCAUGGCUAUGCCGCGCUCCAAACUCUGCUUCGUCACUCAACAAACGCUCGCUGCACUA